AUGGCGACAAGGCCGCCCCACCGACCGCCGCUUGUGCAAUCAUUCUCCCUGCUGCUGCUUCUCCUCCUCCUCCUCCUCCUCCUCCUCCAUCCUUUCCUCUCCGCCGGGACGCCGUCUAUCACCACCAAAGCCGUGCCGCGGCUGCCGGGUUUCGCCGGACCCCUGCCCUUCUCCCUCGAAACAGGGUACGUGGAGCUGGACUACGGCGUCCGCCUCUUCUACUACUUCAUCCAGUCGGAGCGCGACCCGGCGGAGGACCCCGUCCUGCUCUGGCUCACCGGCGGGCCCGGCUGCUCCGCCCUCUCCGGCCUCGUCUACGAGAUCGGCCCUUUCUACUUCGACUUCCAUGGCUACACGGGAGGCCUGCCCACUCUGCUCUACAAGCCAGCGUCUUGGACCAAGGUUAGCAAUGUCAUCUUUGUGGACGCUCCGGCAGGGACAGGCUUCUCAUAUGCGACCGGAGACAAGAGAACCAUACCCAGUGACACACUUGUUAUUCAGCAGCUGCACGUUUUCCUCGAAACGUGGUUUGAUGAGCAUCCACAGUUCUUGUCGAAUCCGCUCUACAUUUCGGGUGAUUCAUAUAGCGGUAUAAUCAUACCUUCUCUUGCUAUGAAAAUUGCUAAAGGGAUAGAAGUUGGUGAUGAGCGACUCGUUAAUCUCAAGGGUGUCAUUGUUGGCAAUCCGUUGACUGAUACAACGACGGUCUUCAACGCUCGAAUUCCAUUUCUUCAUGGCAUGGGAAUUAUACCAGAUGAAAUCUAUGAGGCUGCUCGCGAAGAUUGUGGAGGAGAAUAUCGCUGGCCAUCGAACUCCCAUUGUGCCAAUUCCCUCCAAGAAAUCCAAGAGUGCAUGAGGGGCUUAAACGAUGUACACGUCUUGGAGCAAAUCUGUCCAGAAUAUCCAAGCCUCACCCUUGACAAGCAGCCGACGUCGCGAGAUCAUGGAAGGAGAAGGCUAACAGAGUCCGCAGUUUCGUCUCUGUGCAGGAAUGCCACAUACUUCCUGUCCGAGUUGUGGACAAAUGACGAAGCUGUAAGGGAGAGUUUGGGUAUUCACAAGGAAACCGUUCCAUCAUGGCUACGAUGUGAUUUCAAUCUACCUUACACGAAUGAAAUCAGCAGCACGGUCGAUGAUCAUUUAGCCUUGAUUACUAGAGGAUACCGGGCUAUGAUAUACAGUGGAGAUCAUGACAGUAAAAUAUCCUAUGUUGACACCCAAGCAUGGAUCAGACGACUUAACCUGCCCAUCACAGACCGUUGGCGACCAUGGCAUCUGGACGACCAAAUUGUGGGAUACACAAGAACUUACUCCAACAAUCUGACAUACGUAACCGUGAAGAUAAAUCUGUUUGAGCGUCAACUAAUUCCGGACGGAGGUGCCGGACACACAGCCCCGGAGUACAUGCCAAGGGAGUGCCUGGCUAUGAUCGAUAGAUGGCUUUCCGAUUAUGAGAUUUGGGUGGACGUUGAGCCUAUGCAAAGGCCUUGGGUCGCUGUGGAUGGAUGGGGUCGAUCGACAUGA
This is a messenger RNA of Triticum turgidum subsp. durum (durum wheat), 1524 nucleotides long. The record is from the annotation of a GenBank genome assembly. Lineage: Eukaryota; Viridiplantae; Streptophyta; Magnoliopsida; Poales; Poaceae.